This is a messenger RNA of Aspergillus affinis, 795 nucleotides long. Its product is annotated as Fungal Zn binuclear cluster domain containing protein. Lineage: Eukaryota; Fungi; Ascomycota; Eurotiomycetes; Eurotiales; Aspergillaceae. The transcript has a single exon. The record is from RefSeq and is a predicted model, not a curated record. Gene Ontology annotation, biological process: positive regulation of transcription by RNA polymerase II. Gene Ontology annotation, cellular component: nucleus. Bases 1 to 795 code for a protein of 264 amino acids. Gene Ontology annotation, molecular function: DNA-binding transcription factor activity; transcription cis-regulatory region binding.
AUGAAAGUACCGGUAGCAGCAGUCACGUGUUGGCAAGUACACUGGAGAAGUCAUGUUCAUGGAGCGCUGAACUACCUAUCCAAGGCUGGCGAUCUUGAUGUCGAACCCGGCUCAGAUUUACACACAGUUCUCUUGCAGUUUCUCUGUCUCGCCGUGUUCGGUAAUCACACAUCAGGCUUCGAUCUUGAAAGCCUAAUCGCACAGCUCCCCGACUCAAGCGACUACUUAUGUCGGUAUCAUAAUAUCAGCAAAUUCCUCCUGCGAACGGUCCUACCAAUCUAUCGCAUAUCGUCUAGCCUGCCGGACUCUGAUCGGCUGGCCCAGCAACUGGAGCUUCAAGCGUAUCUCAGCGCCCCAUCUAGUAUCCCUGAACAACGGUCAGACGCCACCAAGAAAAACUCAACGAACCUUCAUUACUCUCAUGUCUAUGAUUAUUCUCUGUUGAUAUUUAUCCAGCGAAAGAUUCAUCAUCGGCCACCAGCCGAAAUCCAAUACAUGGUCAAAGCUGAUCUUCACCAUCUCGAGAUCAGCGAAAUCAAGGCCCAGGGCUCGAAUGGAUGUAUUCUUCUGUGGCCUUGUCUUGUCAUUGCGGUAGAAUGCAAUGACCCGGUUAUGAGAACGCGCUCCUUGGAAUGGUUCCAGUCAAAACAUCGCCACGGAUUCAAGAGCCUCGACAAUGCUAAACAAAUAUGCGUCGACUAUUGGGCGUGGAGAGACAACAAUCCCUUGAGGGCCCGGAGCGUGACAUGGCAGGAUUUCGUUCGAGGGACUAAUUACGACGUUGUUCCAUUGUAA